CCGCAACCACUUCGAUAUAAAAGCCCAUGAUCUGCUCUAGUGACAUCUCACAACACCUUUCUCGUAUACAAUCUUGCAACCUCUCCCUUGUCUGAUCCCCCUUUCAUCCGACCCUUGAUUCUCACUCCCAACCUUGAGUCCCAGCCUCGAGCCAUGGCAACCCCACCCCCUUCCACCGGCUACUUCUUCCCCGGCCCCUCCAACCUCCACGCCGACAUCUACCCAUCCAUCUCCACCUGCUCUACUCCCUCCCUCGUCCAGCCUGGAAAAACCGUCCUCGUCACCGGCGCAAGCCGCGGCAUCGGGCGCGCCAUCGCCCUGCAGUACGCCCACGCCAGCGUAUCCUGCCUCAUCCUGUGCGCCCGCAACGGCUUGCAACUGACCACGCUCGAAGCCGAGAUCAAGAAGAUCAACGCCAGCAUACGAGUGCUCCGCUUCGCCAUCGACGUCACUCAAGACGAGGAAGUGCGCCAGUGCGCGGAGCGCGUCAAGAGCCAGUCAGCCAGACUAGACAUUCUAGUGAACAACGCAGGGAUUACAGCGCCGUGGGUUCCGCUCGCAGAAACGGACCCGAGCAGCUGGUGGCAGACGGUCGAAGUCAAUCUCAAAGGGCCGUAUCUCAUGCUGCACGCCUUCCUGCCGCUGCUGGUUUCCACGGCGAAAGAAACCGCGAAGACGGUGGACGUCGUGAACAUCUGCAGCAUCGGCGCGCACACCGUCUUCACGGGCGCGUCCGCAUACCAGCUCAGCAAGCUAGCCGUGCUCCGCCUCACCGAGUUCGUGGACGUCGAGUAUGCCGCGCAGGGCGUGAACGCUGUGGCCGUGCAUCCUGGAGGCGUGCCGACGGAUAUGGGGCUUGGGAUCGAGCAGAUAAGACCUUUUCUGAAAGACAGUCCGGAACUCUGCGGUGGAUUUUGCGUCUGGCUGACCGCUGCCGCGCGGACAUGGCUUGCGGGGAGAUAUGUGAGCGCAACGUGGGACGUCGACAAGCUGGAGAGUAUGAAGGAUGAAAUUCUCGAGGAGGAUAAGUUGAAGGUGAGAAUGGUGCUCUAAUCCCCACCGCGGGUUUCCGCCGAUCCUACGAUAGGAAGAGUAUGACGAAUUACUGGAGGUUAGCCCACCAUGACCUUUUGUCUGGAUAUCUGUGACGCCGACAUUCCGUUGCCAGUUUCCAUUCAGCCCUAUAGCCAUUGUUGAUUCGUAAUCGGCAUGACUUUGGUGAAGCCAUUGAACGCGAACGUCUCUGGCAGAAAUCAUUCAUGCUUCACCGUUCACGACAUAGACGGCAGACGAUGGAGACAAAUCAAUCUGCGCGACGCUGCUUCGUCGACUCGACCUUCAUCGAGCAACCAUGAUAUUCAGAAUGAGCUCUACCAGCCCAACGGGGCUAAGAAGCCUGCCCAAAGGUGA
This is a messenger RNA of Trematosphaeria pertusa, 1410 nucleotides long. Its product is annotated as putative oxidoreductase ucpA. The record is from RefSeq and is a predicted model, not a curated record. Gene Ontology annotation, molecular function: oxidoreductase activity, acting on the CH-OH group of donors, NAD or NADP as acceptor. The coding region runs from base 154 to 1053 and encodes 299 amino acids. NCBI's taxonomy places the organism in Eukaryota, Fungi, Ascomycota, Dothideomycetes, Pleosporales, Trematosphaeriaceae. The transcript has 2 exons.